Pelodiscus sinensis (Chinese soft-shelled turtle) is the source of this 2904-nucleotide messenger RNA. Lineage: Eukaryota; Metazoa; Chordata; Testudines; Trionychidae. The record is from RefSeq and is a predicted model, not a curated record.
CUGCGAUCCAGCGGAAUGCACACUCUGAGGUUGAAGACUUUGGGCGACAAAUCAAGGGAUGCAAAAAUAAGCAAACAAAGAAGUGUUCAGUAUUUGCCAAAGUUUUCUGCUGGAUUGGAAUUGCUCAGCAGGUAUGAAGACUCUUGGGCAGCCCUUCACAGAGGAGCUAAGGAAUGUGCAAAAGCUGGAGAGCUAGUGGAUAGUGAAGUUGUGAUGCUUUCUGCACACUGGGAGAAGAAGAGGAAUAGUCUAAUAGAGCUGCAGGAACAGCUCCAGCAAGUUCCAGGGUUUUUGGCAGAUCUGGAGUCCAUGACAGCAAAUAUAGCCCAACUAGAGGUGAACUUUAAGGAAAUGGAAAAUCAUCUGUUGCAUCUUGAACACCUAUGUGGACAGUGUGAGCUGGAAAGGUACAAACGUAUGCACAUACUGCAGCUGGAAAACUAUAAGAAAACAAAAAGGAAGGAACUUGAAACCUUCAAAGCUAUGCAGAAUUGUGACAGUUUUCACUAUAUUCCACUAUAUCAGAGAGAAGACUGCGAUGGCUGACAGCUUAUUUUUUUCCCCUUACUCCCAGUUAGGUUUGUUUUGCAACAAAAUUGUACUAUAUGUCAAUCCAACAUAAUACAAAGGGGUUGGGAACUUCACAUAGUGUGACAGUGCUUUAUCAUUGUAGUAAGCUGGCAGAGGAUUUUGGUGUUCAUGGGACUUAUUAUUUAUUAUUUAAGAAUCUUAAAUGUGUGGUCAGUUUUAAAAUUACCUAUACCUUUUUGAUCUUGGUAAAAUACAAGUGGUAAGCUAUUAGUUAAGUUUAUUGAGUCAUACAAGUUAGUUGUCUUCUGUGGUUUAAAGUAUGUUUGAAAGUUUCUGCAGAAUGCACUCUUUGCCUAUUUUGUUCUCAGCUUAUUUUAUUAUAUAAUGUGGAAAAAAAAACCCACAAUCAAGUUAAAAUUACCAGACAACAAGUGACACAGAUUAUGUAAAGUGUCACCUCUUCUGCAGUGCUAUACUACAGUUCUUUUCAUUGGUUUGACAGCUUUAAGCGCAGACUGACUCAGUAGAUAGCCAGACAAUGCCAAAUUGAUUCUGUUCCAAGGCAGCACAGUUAGUUUUAUGAUACCAUGUUUUCACAUAAAGGCUGAAAAACACAAUUCUCUUUAUUUGUGUUGAUGCUGAAGUGAUUUCUGGAGUUAUUUUGUAAACAUUGAAUCAGUGAGGUGGUUGCUUAGGUUUGCCAUGUGGUCUUGGAAGUUUUCUAGUGCUUUCAGGUGCAUAGAGUGCAAAAGAUUUAACUGAUUAAAUUCUGAGACAUUCAUAUUUACCAUUGCAUCUAUUAUUACUCUUCAGACUCGUUAGCUGUAUGCACCUAGUUAAAAGGCAGAUGCAGACACAAAAAAUUAACUUUGAAUAAUUUUUCAUUUUGAUACUAAGGCAUGUGUUAUGUAGUGUGGGGAGUCACCGGACUCUGCAGCCCCAUUCACAGUCAAAUGUUACUCUCAGCCAUCAAGUAUAGAACAGAAGUUGUAUUGGUUUGCAGGGACACAGCAUAGCAUAGACUUCUUGUUACAGUAAGCAGGAACAUUAUGUACUAUCCAUCAUGGAGAUAGGUUCCCUAAGCCAGCUAGACUCCCUUCUCCCUAAGCCAUCCGAAAAACUACUAACUCAUGCACCCAGAAACUGGUCCUACCUCUCUAGACAGCCCUGCCUCCUCAUUUGUUCAGAUUUCCGGGCAAGGUGUCACCUGGUUGCUCCCCCCACCCAGGCUCAAGUUACCAGACAGCCUGAGCUGUUAUUGUGUAUGUGCUAAGAUGGGGAGUCUGGGGCAGCCUUCCCCUCAGUGAGAACCACACCCAACAUUCCCAUCGCCAGCCAGUGCAGUGCCCAGGGAAACUGAGGCACACACACAUAGUUACAACAGAACAAUACAGGGCAAUAGGAAUCACCCAGCACGUAAGUGAAAACAGUUCCCACUACGUGACAGCAUGAUUCUUAUUUUUCUUAGCUCAUGUUUACUGUAGAUAAUGAAAAAGUUUUUGACCUGACUAACUACUACAGCUUACGUUAGUUCUGAUUUGGUAAUUGAAACAGCAUAAAGUGUCUUUAUCUCUGUUUCUGUGAGCCCUCAUUUAGAUAUGGAAAACAGGCAGGAUCAGCUUCUGUUAUGUCUUGAACAGCUCUAAAUGCCUUUUGAUAAACUUUAUGUAAUGUUACUGUCCAUAUCAGUAUAUAUGUUAUACCCUUAGUGCUUUUUCAGUCAUACAAGCAGUAUGAGUGCUACUCUUUGUAUCCUUUGUGUAAUGAUUUUUAGUAGUAUCUAGUUUGUUCUAAGUAAGGGGUAAGAACUUGUUUUCAAACCAACUCUAGCAUGCUUAUGUAAAACAGAAUACAGGUUGCACCUCCCAAAAUUGGUCUGGCAGGACUACAGAUGUUUCUUGAUCAGAGAGCCCUGGUAGCCUAGUGGCAGGAGGACAAUCCAGGAGGGGUCGGGUUGAAGCAGCAGGACAGGGCAGGAGCUAGUGGCAGCCUCCAAUAGCUUGCGACAAUGGGACCUGGUUGGGGCAAGAUCAGGCCAGCGACAGCCCAUGUCAGCACAGGGCCAAUGCCAGAGCCUUGAGCAACCUGUGGAAGCAGGACCUGUGCUGGGGUUGGGAACCACGAACAGCCCUUGGAAGAGGAACUAGAGCCUGUGGGCUGCCACAGGGCAGGAGCCCACACCCUCGGCAGAGGGACCCGAGUCCAGGGCUGGAGAAAGCCCCAGCAGCCCAUGACAGUGUGAGGCCAGAGUCCCGGACAACCUGACCAGGGCCAUAGCCAGCACCAGCAGCCCAUGACAGCGCAGGGCUGGAGCAUAUGGCAGUGGGCUACUGGAGCCCGGCAGGCAUUCCAGCUGGGGCAGCAGCAGCAGGG